UCCUCCUAAUCGGCAGCCCCGCGCGCGGACCAGGAAGAGCUCUAAACUUUUUUGCGACUCAGCUAUUGAGCUGACAACAUAGCUUUGGAAAUAUGCCAGGAGCGCCAUCGGCAGACGAUGAUCCUGUCAUCGCAGAGUAUGAUGUAUUCAUUACAAAAGAGAUCAGUGAGCAACUGUAUCUCUUGCAGUAUCCCAAUCGACAUAAGGACCUUCCCUAUAAUGCCAACAAUGACACGGAACCCUUGGAAAUGCGUAUCAAGCAGAAGGCAGGCUUUGUCGAGGUCGACGUACCCAUCGAAUUAAGCUCGAAAUUUGACAAGACGAAGGGAGUGCGGUGGGGAGAGGCGUUGAAGCAGGCAAAGGAUGAAGGCCAGAGCACAUUCGGCGCCACCGCUGGGUUUGAUCGUAUGCCGAUUCCUCGCGGGCUAGCUCGUACAACGACGAGUGCGGAUCCAGAAGGCGACAUUGAGCGCAUGGUAGAACGUUUUCCAGAAGCCAAUCGUGCCGGCCGCGUUUACAACAAGCAUACUUUGGGGGGCCAGAUACUGAAAGAGCAAGAGGGUAAGCCCAUGUAUAUGCUCGGAGCAUUUCGAGAAAAUGAGCUUCACCUGUCAAAGCUUACUGGCGUUGUACAAAUGCGUCCUCAAUUCCACCAUGUUGAUGCUGCAAGCUAUCUAGAGCAGUCUAAUAGACGUCGAGAAGCAGCGGAGAACGCCAAAGCUGCCGAGCCACGAUCUGUCCAAAUGUCAAUCAAAUCUUUCGAUGGAGACAACGUAGACAUGGCUUCAACCAAGGAAUACCUCAGGAAGGCCAAAGAGGACACAUGGACACGACUGAAAUAUCAUGAUGAAGAGCAUGGGGAUGCAUAUCUUGAGUACUCAGAAAAGUUAUUCCUUCACAAGGACGCCGAUGGCCCGGACCAUCCGAAACUGGUCUCCUCAUUGAACAACGAACAGUACCUGGAAGCAAUCAGUGCCCCACGUGUAGAUCCCAGUGGUCGCACAAGAAAAAAGCCGUUGACAAAGAAGGAAAUGCGAAACAUUGAUGACUCGGACGAUUCCGACGGGAAGGAGAAGCCCCAAAAACCUGCGAAAGCUCAGGUACCCAGCGAAGUUGUACAGGUAGAUUGAGGAUGGAUGUUUAUGUCGGUGUGAUAAGCAUUUCAGCGGGACGUAGAAUCGGAAAACGGUUGCAUAGCAAUGGCGUUAUAUUACAUGAUCACGGCUGGCAAUCAUGGCAAUGCAUUGUGAGAUGAAAAAUCAGGGUUCAUGCGGAAUCGACACUAUGGAUUCAAGAGUCUCGACUGUCCUGCGUAUACUUUGCCGUUGAUAGAUCGAAGAAGUGACCUUGAUAUUUUCUCAUUAUUUAAUUCCGGAAGAAUGAAAUGAGUGCCUCAGGCCUCAAAUCCUCGGCAAACACGCCUAUGUGGCACGUGCGGAG
Messenger RNA from Pseudovirgaria hyperparasitica, 1440 nucleotides. RefSeq lists its product as uncharacterized. Gene Ontology annotation, cellular component: RNA polymerase III complex; nucleus. Gene Ontology annotation, biological process: DNA-templated transcription. The transcript has 4 exons. Bases 93 to 1130 code for a protein of 345 amino acids. Lineage: Eukaryota; Fungi; Ascomycota; Dothideomycetes; Acrospermales; Acrospermaceae. The record is from RefSeq and is a predicted model, not a curated record.